Messenger RNA from Cucumis melo (muskmelon), 2969 nucleotides. RefSeq names its product light-harvesting complex-like protein OHP2, chloroplastic. The transcript has 3 exons. The coding region runs from base 2207 to 2782 and encodes 191 amino acids. The record is from RefSeq and is a predicted model, not a curated record. NCBI's taxonomy places the organism in Eukaryota, Viridiplantae, Streptophyta, Magnoliopsida, Cucurbitales, Cucurbitaceae. Gene Ontology annotation, cellular component: chloroplast thylakoid membrane.
CAAACUUGUUGGCUCGAGAAUUUUUCAUGACAGAGGGAAACUGUGUCAGAGAUUUUAGACAUGGAGGAACCAUCGGAGGAAGUUUGUUGGUUCCCAUGUUCUUCAUGGUGAUCAUUUAUUCGUGGUGGUCGUGCUGAUUUUUUCAGUCGGGAAUGCAAUCAAAGUUUCACGUCGAUUAAAUUAAUAAGGGGAUGAUCCAGAGUUUAUUGUAAGGGAUAACAACUAUCCCCAAUUGUAUGAAACAUUUUGGAUGAAAUCCAAAGUGAAGUCGUUAGGGUUUAUGUUGAAGGUGGUGUUAGUUGAGAUAUAUAGAGAUGUGUUGUAUCUACAAAAAAAAAAAAAAAGAAGAAAAAAAAAAAAGGUUUCUGUUCUUGAGCUCUUCAAAUCAUAGACUUCGGAUAUGAUAAUUAGCAUAUGAUCUGUCAAACUAUGUUCAAAUUGGGCAAAUAUGCUUGUACUGGAGUAAUUACUAAUCAUCAAAGUCCUGGUAAGACCUGGCAUCGGGCCAGAAUAAGACCUGGCUAGUGGGACCCAUAUCCUUUCCAAUUUGAGAUGUAAAAUGGUUAAAUUAUAUAAAAUGUGACUGAGCUAUCACUUCAAAUUCUUCAUUUUUAUCUCUUUAACCUUCGAUUUAAAAUGAAGAAAAGAAAACCUGAUACUGGUGAGGUAAAAUGUACAAGGAACAUAGUUGGUAAACUUCAAUUGUGUUUUUGAACUCUAGAAGUUUAAAUUUUAAACUUUUGAAAUUGCUCAACUUCUGCCAGUUUCUACUAAAAUGAAGAGACUAAAGCUACUUGGCAUGAGUUGUUGAAAUUUUAGAUUGAUUUUUCCUACGUGGAAGUGCACGAAGGCAGCCCAUCUUUCAAUAAUAAUUUUUAAAAUACGUCAAUUUAUUCUACUCAUUAGUAUAAUUAAAAAAAAAAUAACAAAAACAGUAACCUCAAAAUUUCAGUAAUAAGUUUGUUUCUUUUGAAAAAAGAACAUUAUUGAAAAAUUCCAGCAGCAAAGAAGAAUUAGUUAAAAUUUCAACCUAAAAUCACUGAGUAGAUUAAACUUUAGGACUCAAAUAUUGCCAAAUUUAAAAUAGUAGAACAAUAUACUCAAUAAUUUGGAAAACACAAUAAUGGUAACCAGAAUAUUUAACUAUAUUGUAAAAUUAAAAAUGGAAAAUAUAAGAUACCCAAAAAUAAGAAAGGUUCCACCGAGAUUUGAACUCGGGUUACUGGAUUCAGAGUCCAAUGUCCUCACCACUAGACCAUGGAACCGCUUGGAACACAAAUGAACAUUUUAUAUAAACAUUACUUUUUGAAACAAAAUAAAUAAAUAAAUUUUAGUUCUUAAAAACUUUUUAUGUUUUUUUAUCUUAUAAGUUCUAUAAACUUAUGAACUUUAAAUAUGAAAAUCCAUAAACACAAAAAUCAGCACCGAAUCUCAAAAUACUUUAUUAUAUAAUUUAUUUUAAAUUCAAAAAAACUAAUUCUUUUCUCAAAUUUGGUUCUAAAACUUUAAAUUUUAUGUUCCAACACCUCUCCAAAAUUUAAAAAAAAAAAAUGUAAUAAUUUUCUAAAACUUCCAAUUUUGUUUGCUAAAGUUCUCUAAACUUUGAAUGACCUAUUCAAUAUUUUUUCAAGAUAUACCCACACAUGGAAUAUAACACUUAUCUACUAGUAUUAAAUUAAAGAAAAUAAUCAUUAUAUCGUACCUAUUGGUCAAAAUUUAAAAAAAAAAAUUAAGAAUCUAUUAAACAUUUUUAAAGUUGAACUUAUUAGAUACAAAAUCUUUCGAAUAUUAUUAAACAUUUCAAGAACAUACUUUUUUAAAAGAAUAUUAAAAUACAUGUAAAUUUAGAUAUUUGGUUCAUUUACUUUUUGAAUAAAACUAUGAAGUUUAAUAAGUUAAAUUAAAAUUAUAAAAUUACCAAAAUGAUAUUUUAUAGAAAAAAGAAAAGAAGAAAGAAAGAGAGUUAUAAAAGAGUUUGAAAGGCCACAAUUUGUCUUAGUUCAUUCUGAAAUUCAUCAAUGGCUUGCAUUUUUCUGAAACUUGGCGACAUCAUAUCCACACCAAACAUAUCCCCUCAAAUCCCAAUCCAUUUCUCUUAACCAAAUCCAUUUUUCAUCUUUUUUUUUUCUUUUUUCUUUUUCCUUUUUGACUUCAAUUCCCAAUUCCUUCGAUUCUUCCAUUUCACUUCCACUCACAAUUUUCUGAAAUGUCAGGGGCUUGUUCAAUCCCCUUCGCCAACAUCAAAAUCCCCUCCACUUCUUCCUCACCGGCCGCCACCGCCUCUGCCGCUUCUCCCUCCGCCUCCGCCUCCUCUUCCGCUUCUUCUUCAUCCUCCCUUCACUCUUCCCUCCGAUUCCCCUCCUCCAAGCCCUUCCUCUUCACCAUUCGAAGCUCUCAGACCGAAGGCCCUCUUCGGAGACCCUCCGCUCCUUCUCUCAGAGACCCCUCGCCGCCCUCUCCCCCUUCGCCCACGCCUCCUCUCAAGCCUUCUCCUCCCUCGCAAUCGCCUCCCUCACCGGUUUUGAAACAGGAUAAUGUGAUCACAUUGGAGUUUCAGAGGCUGAAGGCUAAGGAGCUUCAGGAGUAUUUUAAGCAGAAGAAGCUUGAUGAAGCUGAUCAGGGACCGUUCUUUGGCUUCAUCGGGAAGAAUGAAAUUUCUAAUGGAAGGUGGGCUAUGUUUGGUUUCGCUGUUGGAUUACUGACUGAGUAUGCAACUGGUUCAAACUUUGUUGAUCAAGUAAAGAUCCUUCUCUCAAAUUUUGGGAUAAUAGAUCUCGAAUGACACGAUGUACAAGGUCGAUGUUGCUAUAUUUUUCCAUUUUCUUUAAUUAUGUAUCUACAUGAUGUAAUUCAUCCUAUAGUCUUUAUGAGAGUUUUGUUGUCUGUUACACUUAAUUACCAUUCAAGUAUGUGUGCUCCUUGCAAUACUUACUGUUUUUCUGUUAUAUAUAAAAAUCUUCCCUUUUUUA